Monoraphidium neglectum is the source of this 291-nucleotide messenger RNA. RefSeq lists its product as hypothetical. The record is from RefSeq and is a predicted model, not a curated record. NCBI's taxonomy places the organism in Eukaryota, Viridiplantae, Chlorophyta, Chlorophyceae, Sphaeropleales, Selenastraceae. The coding region runs from base 1 to 291 and encodes 96 amino acids. The transcript has 3 exons.
AUGCGCGUGCUGACGGCUCGGCAGCUGCCGCGGGCGGCGGCGGAGGCGAUACGGUCCGAGUGCGAGCGGUGGACGCAAAAGCUGCGCGGCACCCGCGCGACGCCUCUGGCGUUUUGGUACGUAAACGAGGCCCAGUUCUCCACAGUGCAGGGCGAGCGUAUGAGGUUUUCACUGGCCGCCAGCAGCAAUGCCAGCGGCCGCAGCUGCGGCGCCUGCAGUGGCAUUAGUAGCUACGGCCCGGGUGGCGUGCAGCAGAACGCGUUGGAUGAGGCGGCGGCCCGGCGGCAAUGA